Messenger RNA from Aegilops tauschii subsp. strangulata, 1668 nucleotides. RefSeq lists its product as uncharacterized. The record is from RefSeq and is a predicted model, not a curated record. Gene Ontology annotation, molecular function: protein binding. NCBI's taxonomy places the organism in Eukaryota, Viridiplantae, Streptophyta, Magnoliopsida, Poales, Poaceae.
CACUUCACCUUUCCAAUCCGCAUCGGUGAGGCACGCGAGAAGAUGAGUGGCCCCCGCUCGUCGGCGGCGGCGGCGGCGCUGGACGACGACGACCUGCUCCCCGAGAUCCUCCUCCGCCUCCCCCCGCAGCCCUCCUCCCUCCCCCGCGCCUCCGCCGUCUGCAAGUUCUGGCGCAGCCUCGCCUCCGACCCCGGCUUCUCCCGCCGCUUCCGCGCGCACCACCGCCGAAACCCUCCCCUCAUCGGCUGCCUCGUCUAUGAUUUUUGCCAGGUUCGCUUCCAGCCUACCCUGGAGCGCCCCAAUCGCGUCCCGCAAUCCCGGUUCCCCUUCCCAAUCGCCGCCGGCGGCCGCUUCCGGAUCCUCGGAUGCCGCCAUGGCCUCGUACUCAUCUUCCACGACUCACAGAAGCAGCUCCUGGUGUGGGACCCCGUCACCAGAGACCAGCACAGCCUGGACAUUCCCCCAGGGUUCAACAAGAAAACCUUGAUGAACGCGGCGGUGCGUCGUGCUAUAGGAGAUUUCCACCAUUUCCAGGUGGUCUUGGUAGGCAACAGCGACAUGCAAUGCACACAAGCAGUAGCCUCUGUUUACUCGUCAUCGACCCGUGUUUGGGACAAGCUUAUCUCAACACCGCUUCCGUCCGAGAAUUCUGGUGCUCCCACCAUGGUUUACCCGGGAAUGCCUGCUGUGAUGGUUGGGGAUUCCUUUUAUUGGUUGCUCUGUGGGAAUUCACAAGGAAUCCUUGAAUUUGAUUUGGAUAAGCAGAGCCUAGCUUUGAUACCCAUGCCAAUGGGAAACACUGCAGACAUGAGAGAUGGCAAUAUUUGGGUUAUGCUGGCAGAGGGUGGUGGCCUUGGUUUCGUCUUUCUGAGAGGCUUUCUUGUGCAAUUAUGGAAGAGGAGGACCAGUUGCAAGGGUGUUGCUUCAUGGCUGCUGGGAAGAACUGUUGAAUUGGAUAAGCUACUUUCCCUGAAUUUAGAGAAGCAGAUAGAGUGCCCAAGGAUACUCGGGUUUGCUGAGGUCAAUAAUGUGGUUUUACUGUGGACACUUACAGGCAUCUUCACGGUCCAGUUUGAACUAUUGCAUUUCAAGAAAGUCCUUGAAUCCAAGCACUGGUACAGCUAUUAUCCAUUUGAAGGUGUCUAUACUGCAGAUGGGGGCAUUGGUGGUGGGCCAUAUGGAGCUAAAGCAUUGCACAAUAUGUAAGCUGAUUUCUCCUGAUAGACAUGCUAUCGUGAUGUAAUGAUUGAGCAGGUGUCUACUGUAUUCUGGUUGCUGAGAUGGAUGAAUGGGCUUUGCGAGGAGAUUGACCCUCUAUGUAGCACGCACCGGUCAAGUGGGAAGUUGAAUUGUGUUGUUCAUUGUUUUAUUUUCAAACUUCCCUCUGCUGUCAUCUAAUUUCUGAACACAGUUGGCCAACUGGCAUGAUGAAGAUAGAGUGACUUGCCUGGAUUAAUGUUCCACUGACACAAUUAGCAAGCUUAGCUGAUGGCCUGAUGGUCUUUGCUUGCAAUUUGUGUGUGUGUGUGCGCGCGCGCGCGCGUGUGUUUGUGUGCCCAUCCUCUCACUGUUUCUAUCUGACUAUGUUCCAUGUUGUCGGGCCGGAGAUUUGGAUGUCGAAUCUAUGCUCAUGUCCCAUGUGGAGUGUUUCUUUGUUGUUCAAUUCUA